AUGUAUCUGUACCAUGGUCAUAGUGUGGCCAUAAUGCAAUACGUGAGCGAUUUGGGUGCCAUUUCACCCGAAGCCAAUAUAUUCACACUAUGUAUGGCUAUUGAAGGGGUGUUUGUGUUUGCAUUUGCUAUCAUAAGAUACUCGAUCAUCAAAUCAUACAUACAGUCAAACAAUAAUCUCAACAACAAUACUGAUCCAAAAUGCGAUACAAAUAAAGUGAAACAAUUAAAUAAAUGGUCGACAAUAAUCACCAUGAUUUCUGGCCUGGGCAUUAUAGUAACCGGCAGUUUUCGCACAUCAGAGGGCUUAAUAAUAUUUGCAAUGCAUGGUAUGGGCGCUACGCCUAUAUUUUUAUUAACAAUGCUCGAUAUGGGCCUACAAAGUAAGGUGGCGUUUGCUCAGUCACGGGAAAGUUGCGGGAGAUUCCGGCGAUAUCUGGCAAUAGUAGACGCGUGUAAUUUCGGCAAUAGAGAUGGAUGGGGUUUAUCAGUGUACAAUGGCCACAGUGUAGCCUUAAUGCAAUACGUCAGCGAUCUAGGUGCCAUUUCACCCGAAGCAAACAUAUUUACUCUGUGUAUGGCUAUCCAAGGAGUUAACCCGAAUUGCGAUAUAAGCAAACUUGGACAAUUAAAUAAAUGGUCACUAAUAACCAGCAUGAUGGUCGGCGUGGCAACAUUAUUAACAAGUAGUUUUCGUACAUCCGAGGCACUAAUCGUGGUGAUAAUCCACAAUAUAAGUGCGUUUAAUCUAUUUUCAUUAACAAUACUCGAUAUGGGACUUCAAAGCGGGAUAGCAUUUAUGCAGUCACGUAAUAGUUUGGGGCGAUUCCGGCGAUCACUGGCAAUCGUGAGCACCUUGGUACUUCUCGUUGUUAUGAUAUCGGGACUAUGGUCGUUUUUGGCAUAUGCUAAUUUGGGCGAGAUAAUUAAAAUUGAGACCAGAAUGAAUUGGACAAGAGCUAUGCCUGGUUAUAUUCAGCACGUUGUGUCGGCAUACGCUGAACUGAUAUUAGUUCUGCUCAUUUGUCCCUAUAUUUUGUCAUUUGUGGCAGAAUUUAAAGAAUAUUCCUUAUCAUUCAAUAUGGGCACAAAAGUGAUCUCAAUUGUUUGA
This is a messenger RNA of Medioppia subpectinata, 1110 nucleotides long. Lineage: Eukaryota; Metazoa; Arthropoda; Arachnida; Sarcoptiformes; Oppiidae. The record is from the annotation of a GenBank genome assembly.